AUGCGAGAGUGUGCAGGCAGAGGGGCCGGGGAAGAGCAAGAGACGGAUGAUGGGCUCUCUCUGGAAGUCACUGCGCACUCAGGCCUUUUGAUCACAGCAGACUGGUCCUCGCACCCAGGAUGUGACAGAGAGGAGCUCAGCGUGGCCAGAGCCUCUCCCUCUCCUCUGGUGCGGGGGUCUUCUGUCCUGGGGCCUGGAUUUGCUGCCUUUCCCACUCAGCUUCUGCCAGCACCGUCCUGUGACCCACACGCUUCUGUGACCAGGACAAGACACAAGGACCUGGCCAGUGCGCACGGGGUCCCUGCACACCUGGAAACACCGGGCCCUACACAGAGGUGGCCCUGGCCCUGCUACAAGCCGCCCUCAGGUCCCAGUGGCUCAGGGGGAGCCACACUGGGCACAGAUGAUGCCUUUGAGCAGAAGCCGAGACUCCUCUGUCCGGUGUGGCCUCGUCCCACUCCCAGGAGCAGGGGACCAGGCCCGGCUGAGUGGCUGCCACGUGCAAGUGCCCAUCCUUGGUCACAGCUGAGUCACGGGCCUCCAGAGUCCUCCUGGCCAGACCUCCUCAAGUCCACACUGGCCUGCUGCAUGCACAUGGCAGCUCUGCCCCUCGCAGAGGCCGGAUGGCCACUCCUGCAUCAAAUAGCCCAGCUGGCCGCAGCAGAAGGAAGAGGCCUGCGUGGGGAGUGUAGCAUCCUUCCCUGCAGAACACCACUGGGCCCCACCACUGUCCCCUCCAGCAGAGGACGCAUGAGGACAAGCCUGGAACCAAGUUCCCUCCCUCCCAUGGCAGCUCACAGAUGGGGAAGAUCCAGGCCCCUCUCUCGGUCCACGUGCUUCACACCCUGCAGCCUGCUGGAGCACGGACCAACGUGCCCAGCUUUGGAGCUGGCAGGGUCCACACAUCAGUGCUGCUCUCACCAGCUAAAGACAUCCCGCUUCUUGGGAGAGCAGGGAGCUGAGGCUGCAGGGCCGUGGGGGUCCUGAGGCUGCAGGGUGGGCCACCUCGGAGCUCUGCAAGGACCCAAGUCCACCCUGCACCUCCUGUGUGACGCAAGACAGAAGACUUGUCCUAACCACGCCGUGCACUCAUGUCUUCACAUGAGCCUGCCUUGACCUCGUCCCUCACAGCCCAGUUUUAGCAAGAACCUGUGCUCCGAGAGGACCCCACCCCGGUACCUGACUGCAUUCCUCAGCUGGAUCAGUUCCUCCCCUCUCUGACGCCAGGUCUUUGGCCAGUGUUUCUUCUCUGCUCUUUUCCUUCUCCUCACCCCUCCCUGCCUCUUGCAUUCAGAGUGGAGCCCAGUCCUGGCCUGAGGUUUCUGACCCACUGCAAUUGCUCCUGACCAAAAUCGGCUUUCAGGCAUUUAAC
This is a messenger RNA of Chinchilla lanigera (long-tailed chinchilla), 1372 nucleotides long. RefSeq lists its product as uncharacterized. The transcript is spliced from 5 exons. Bases 1 to 987 code for a protein of 328 amino acids. The record is from RefSeq and is a predicted model, not a curated record. Lineage: Eukaryota; Metazoa; Chordata; Mammalia; Rodentia; Chinchillidae.